This is a messenger RNA of Hippopotamus amphibius kiboko, 1606 nucleotides long. Its product is annotated as protein C1orf43 homolog. The record is from RefSeq and is a predicted model, not a curated record. NCBI's taxonomy places the organism in Eukaryota, Metazoa, Chordata, Mammalia, Artiodactyla, Hippopotamidae. The transcript has 2 exons. Gene Ontology annotation, biological process: phagocytosis. The coding region runs from base 191 to 850 and encodes 219 amino acids.
GACCGCUGAGACCACAGUGCGAGGUUUGGGGCUAAAGCCGCGUGAGGGCCCGGUCAGCCUUACUCUUUCCCCGUAAGGAAAUGGCCGGGGUGCUUCAGGGAACCCAGGCGCCGUUGCCUCAGCGGAGCCCGGGCUGACGAGGCAGGGCAGCGGGGUAAACCGGAGCAGUUCUGCGCGGGGUGGGGAGGCCAUGGCGUCCGGCAGUAACUGGCAGUCCGGCGUGAAUGUCGUGCUGGUGAUGGCCUACGGGAGCCUGGACUUAAAAGAGGAGAUUGAUAUCCGACUAUCCAGGGUUCAGGAUAUCAAAUAUGAACCUCAGCUCCUUGCUGAUGAUGAUGCAAGACUGCUACAGCUGGAAACCCAGGGAAAUCAAAAUUGCUACAACUAUCUAUAUAGGAUGAAAGCUCUGGAUGCCAUCCGUGCCUCUGAGAUCCCAUUUCAUGCUGAAAGCCGACAUCCCCGUUCCUUAAUGGGCAAGAAUUUCCGCUCCUACCUGCUAGAUCUUCGAAACACUAGUACUCCUUUUAAGGGUGUGUGCAAGGCCCUCAUUGAUACCCUGCUGGAUGGCUAUGAGACAGCCCGCUAUGGGACAGGGGUCUUUGGCCAGAGUGAGUACCUGCGCUAUCAGGAGGCCUUGAGUGACCUGGCCACAGUGGUCAAAGCACGAAGUGGGAGCUCUCAGCGACAACACCAGUCAGCAGCCAAAGACCUAACCCAGUCUCCUGAAGUCUCCCCAACAACCAUCCAGGUGACGUACCUCCCCUCCAGUCAGAAGAGUAAACGUGCCAAGCACUUCCUCGAGUUGAAGAGCUUUAAGGACAACUAUAACACACUGGAGAGUACUCUGUGAUGGAGCUGAAGGACUCGCACUGUUGAUAGAGACAGACAGACUGCAGUGUGCCCGUUGGGCAGCCCUCAGGCCAUCUGGCUCAGCAGCCCAGACUGGAUCAGCUGAAGCUCUGGUUGUGUUCAGAGCCCUUAGAGUUCAUGCCGAGAGGAUCAUUCUCCCACCCUCUCUUACAGCUAGUUUCAGAACAUCAGUUAAGACUUUAUUUUCCCUUGGUAGCACUUUUCUCUGGAGUUGAAUUCAGAUGUUUUUCUUAAUAUUUCUGUCAAAGCUUCCUUAAAAAUCCUCACUUGGUUUUGAUCAUGGUUCAUCUGUCUUUUUCCAGACUAUAAAUAAUCCCAAGGGUGAGAGUUGGAGUGACAGGGCUUGGUGUCUUGUCUUCUGUACCUAUAUCCCUUUGUACAUGGUUGAAUGGGAACCACUUGGGUUUGAGACAUCUAAGAGUUCAUUGGUGGGAAAGGUAUACAGGAACUGGUGGGGAGAUUGGGUGAGGCCAUGAGUGGUAUGUGGAACAACUUACCUUGGUGCUCCACUUAAACCAGGAUGUGUUGAAACAACACAACUUCCCUGCCUUCCAUUUUCAUUCCAUACUGUCAUGAAUAAGUUGAAAAAGGAAUAUUUUGACACCUGACAUAAUCCCAUCCCUCCUCAUUUGUGGGAUAGUGUGAAGGAAUGGUCAGACCAAUAUAUUGGUCUGAGUUUAUAAACUUUAAUAAAAUGAACAAUUAAAAAGUAAAAAAAAAAAAAAACAAAAAAAAA